GAGGGGUGGUGCCUUCCACACUGUAAUGCGAUUGGAUACGAUGUUUACCCGAAGCAGGUAGUAAACACCUCCAAUGCCAACUGUCAAAACGUUGGUCAAACAGACACAGAGUCAAGGUUACUACAGAGAGGGGAUCGUAAGUCACUUAGCUCGGACAGUUCAUGGAGGUCGUGUAGCUACUCUAUUCAUACCUCAGUGAUUCUAACGGCCGCAACAAGGAAACAUUAGCUAGCAUGUUAAUAGCACAUUAGCCUAGCUACGAGACGAAGACUGUUGCCAACUAGCGCAGCUGUGUUUCAUCAAACUGUGUAAGUGGCAAACGAAUCGGCAUCAAAAAGUAUUAAUUAACCGACAUUUGACACUUAAUCGCAAAUUUGUACUGAAGAGUGGUGAUGGACUUUCUCGCUGGCUGCAUUGGCGGUGCUGCCGGAGUCUUAGUAGGGCACCCUUUUGACACGGUUAAGGUGAGACUCCAGGUUCAGAAUGUGGACAAGCCUCUCUACCGUGGGACCUACCACUGUUUCCAGUCCAUCGUUCGGCAGGAGUCGAUGUUUGGGCUGUACAAAGGCAUCGGCUCCCCCAUGAUGGGCCUAACCUUCAUCAAUGCCAUAGUGUUUGGAGUGCAGGGAAACGCUAUGCGUUACCUGGGCCACGACACCCCUAUGAACCAGUUCCUGGCCGGGGCCGCAGCCGGAACCAUCCAGUGUGUCAUCUGCUGCCCCAUGGAGCUGGCCAAGACACGCAUGCAGAUGCAAGGCACUGGGGAGAAGAAGUCCAAGAGGAAGCUGUACAAGAACUCCCUGGACUGUCUGGCCCGUAUCUACAAGCGGGAGGGGCUGUCGGGGGUGAACCGUGGCAUGGUUACCACGCUGAUCCGAGAAACCCCCGGUUUUGGGGUCUACUUCCUGGCCUAUGACGUCCUGACUCGCUCCAUUGGCUGUGAACCUGACGACCCCUACAUGAUCCCCAAACUGCUAUUCGCCGGUGGGAUGUCCGGGAUUGCCUCUUGGCUCUCCACCUAUCCAGUGGACGUGAUUAAGUCCCGCCUCCAGGCGGAUGGGGUGGGUGGGGUCUACCAGUACACCAGCAUCGCUGACUGCGUGCGGCAGAGUGUGAGGAGGGAGGGGCUCAGGGUGUUCACGCGAGGUCUUACCUCCACCCUGCUCAGGGCGUUUCCCGUCAAUGCUGCCACCUUCGCCACCGUCACGCUGGUGCUGCUGUACGCACGGGGAGUGGAAGAGGGGCCCAAAGACUGUGAGCUGGGGCUCCCCAACACAGCUCACCACACACCGCUACCGCAGCAGACCCAGGCUUCCAGCUUGUGAUCUGAGUCUGGAGGUGUUACUCCCACCAAAGCUGCUCUACUGUGGGGUGGGGGAGGCGACUCCAGGCCUUCUAGGCAGCGUUCUUUUGUCCAGUGUCUGUGUUCUUUUGCCCAUCUUAAUCUUUUAUUUUUAUUGACCAUUCUGAGGUAUGGCUUUUUCUUUGCAACUCUGCCUAGAAAGCCAGCCUCCAAGAGUCACCUCUUCACU
Molecule: messenger RNA, 1532 nt
Organism: Oncorhynchus gorbuscha (pink salmon)
Lineage: Eukaryota; Metazoa; Chordata; Actinopteri; Salmoniformes; Salmonidae
Gene: slc25a29
Product: solute carrier family 25 member 29
Exons: 5
Coding region: 393-1325 (310 amino acids)
Biological process (GO): mitochondrial L-ornithine transmembrane transport
Cellular component (GO): mitochondrion
Molecular function (GO): high-affinity L-arginine transmembrane transporter activity
Source: RefSeq, a predicted model, not a curated record